CCAACACCUACCUAACUUUUUCCCAUUUUCUGCAAAAUGUGGAAAGACAAAGGAAUUUAUUUAUUUAUUCUUGUAUUCUUUUCUUGGUUUUUCCAUUCUAGUCAAUCGUCUCCAGUACUAACGGUUGAAAAGCUGAAAUUGAGCGAUAAACAGCACGAUGGAGAACAAACUCCCGUAGUCAUUUGGCAUGGCUUGGGUGAUUCAUAUAAUAGCAUUUCGCUUAAUAGUAUUGUUAAACGUGUGGAGGAAAUCACAGGUGCAGCCGUCUUUGUCGUCCACAUAGGUGAUUCAGGAUUCAGUGAUCUGAAGGCUGGAUAUAUUGGAAAUGUUCAAGAGCAACUUGACGGUGUUUGCGCACAACUGUCUACCAUAGAAGAACUGAAGUACGGGUUUCAUGGCAUUGGUGUCAGUCAAGGAGGGCUUUUCCUUCGUGGUUUACUUGAGACCUGCGAUUUUGUUAAAAUCCGCACUUUACUUACUGUUGGUUCUCCUCAUAAUGGAGUUUUUAAUUUUCCAGGAUGCUCUGCAACGAAUUUCUUCUGUCAAGCAGCCAGUAAGUCUGUUCUGGCACUGGGUGCUUGGAAUUCUUGGGUUCAGGCCCACAUUGUGCAGGCUCAAUACUUCCGUACAGAAAAGGACUUUGAAAAAUAUUUAGCGAACAGUCGAUUUCUAGCAAGGAUUAAUAAUGAGAUUGAUCAUGAGGACAUGAGUUUGUACAAAAAAAAAAUGGAGCAACUAGACAAACUCGUGCUAAUAACCUUUGCUACAGACACAAUCAUUACCCCUCCGGAAUCUUGUGCUUUUGGAUGGGAAGAUGAGGAUACAGGUGCACCUGUUCCUAUGAAAGAGCACUUUGGCUACUUGAAUGACGUUUUAGGAUUGAGAACGCUCGAUGAACAAGACAAAAUCACUAGCCUCAUCUAUCCAGGAUUCCAUCUGGAGCUGUCGGAUAAAGAGAUGGAUGACUUAAUUCGGAUAUACUUAAAAGAUGCCAAACAAGCGUUGGAAAAGCAAGAAAUAAUGAGUACACAUUCCAAAGAAAAACCUUCUUUGUUUUCUCCGUUAUAUUUGGAUAUGCUUGAACGUGUGAAUCGGUUUUCUAGUAAAAAUCUAGCUCCCAAGAUGGAAAACAAUGUUCAGAAACGAAGUUUUUUGGAAGGUGAAAAUGAUAGCAUCAAUAUUUUACAGGACUUAUCGACGGAAAAGGACUCUCCUUCCAAAUCGCUAGCAACGGAACUGUUUAUGACCGUGUUUUCUCACUUUUUCUAUCAUGUGGAUGAUUUUUGGAAAAGCAUUAUGGAAUUGUUUUCACUCAUUCCUCAAAUAAUAGGUAUAAUGUACCUUACAGUGAUGGUGACCAAUCGAGAACUAGAUACGUUCAUGCAGUUCGGGGGUCAAGUUACGAACGAGGCACUCAACUACGUUAUUAAGAAUAUAGUAAAAGAUCCUCGCCCUUCAGAUAUCAUACAUGGUGUAGGGUAUGGUAUGCCUAGUAGCCAUUCUCAGUUUAUGGGUUAUUUUGCUGCUUAUAUGAUUUCGUGGGCGUACAAAUACCGAAAGGAAGAAUGGAGUCACAUCAGUUCUUUGGCAAAGAUGGGGAUUUACUGUGUGUUAUCCUUUUGUGUAUGCUCUAGCCGUUACUUUUUGCAUUAUCAUUCGCUUUCACAGGUGAUAGUUGGAUUUUUGACAGGUCUUGCAUUUGGCUACAUGUGGUGCUGGUUUACGGGUCAGUUGCGUGUUUUAGGCAUGACCAAGUGGAUUUUGGAGUUUCCCAUAAUUGAGUGGUUUUACAUCAAAGACACUAUUAUUCAUACCAAAGACAAUCACAGACGGGAAUGGUUAACAAGUCGUCAACAGAUGAACCAAAAGCGAAUCUAACUGGAUCACGAAUAUGUUAUGCUGAUUGAAACGUUUGGGUAUUUAUUAAGGCAAGAAUAGCAAUUGAUGCUUAUAGAGUCCGUAA
Messenger RNA from Schizosaccharomyces cryophilus OY26, 1963 nucleotides. Its product is annotated as palmitoyl protein thioesterase-dolichol pyrophosphate phosphatase fusion 1. NCBI's taxonomy places the organism in Eukaryota, Fungi, Ascomycota, Schizosaccharomycetes, Schizosaccharomycetales, Schizosaccharomycetaceae. Gene Ontology annotation, molecular function: dolichyldiphosphatase activity. The transcript has a single exon. The record is from RefSeq and is a predicted model, not a curated record. Gene Ontology annotation, biological process: lipid biosynthetic process; protein N-linked glycosylation. Gene Ontology annotation, cellular component: intracellular membrane-bounded organelle; endoplasmic reticulum membrane. The coding region runs from base 37 to 1878 and encodes 613 amino acids.